AUGAGAAAAUCGAGCAAUUAUUUCAAAUUGCAUUCAGGUUUGUAAUUAAUAAUAAAUUCUCUUGUUAUGGAAAAUAAAAUAUUUCUAGAGAAGACAAUUCAUAAAAAAUGACAAUGCAAAACCUAAUAGACUGAGAAAGUAGCUGGAUCAUCCUUGAUGCAAGGAGUUAUAUAUUAAUUAACUAAUAAUUAUAUGCAAAAUUCUCUUUUUAUUUAAUAAAUUAAUAGUGGCUCAAAUUUCAUAGUGAAGAAAGAAAUAAGAUAAUGAAUCACCUUAUAUGAGUUUCAGCAAAAAACUAUAUAUUUUCAUAGUCC
Molecule: messenger RNA, 314 nt
Organism: Paramecium primaurelia
Lineage: Eukaryota; Ciliophora; Oligohymenophorea; Peniculida; Parameciidae
Source: the annotation of a GenBank genome assembly